GUGGGAGUAUGAGGCAGUUAAAGAAAGAAAAAUUUUUGUUCCUAAAUAUCGUUUCCCGAGUUCACGAGUUCCUGUUGAUCACGUUAUAGCUGAAAGUCCUUCUUUGUUUUUGAACUAUUGGAGUGAUUCAGUUUUUUCAUUAUUUCG
Messenger RNA from Funneliformis caledonium, 147 nucleotides. The record is from the annotation of a GenBank genome assembly. NCBI's taxonomy places the organism in Eukaryota, Fungi, Glomeromycota, Glomeromycetes, Glomerales, Glomeraceae.